This is a messenger RNA of Daldinia caldariorum, 2760 nucleotides long. Its product is annotated as vacuolar segregation subunit 7-domain-containing protein. The transcript has a single exon. Gene Ontology annotation, cellular component: fungal-type vacuole membrane; PAS complex. Lineage: Eukaryota; Fungi; Ascomycota; Sordariomycetes; Xylariales; Hypoxylaceae. The coding region runs from base 1 to 2760 and encodes 919 amino acids. Gene Ontology annotation, biological process: vacuole inheritance; positive regulation of phosphatidylinositol biosynthetic process; protein localization to vacuolar membrane. The record is from RefSeq and is a predicted model, not a curated record.
AUGGCAAAUAAUUCUAUAACCAUGGACGCCAGUCUGUCCAGCCUAAACUCUGUCGAUAACGACACUUCUGCAACUUCCAGCGCCCAUAUCGAUUCCCAAGCAUCAAAGUGGGCAUCAGCCUCCACUUCACUUACCGCGUCGCCGGCACAGUCUAGAGAUACAUCACCAAUUCGCCCAUCUGCUAAGCCAGGAAGAACAAACCGUACACCCACAGCCCCCUCCCGGUCACGCAAGAGCAGUAUUCAAGACCCUAGCCCGUCUAGAUCUAGAACUACGACUCCUGCACCUUCAACUUCUCGACAACAGCUUUUCUCCGCCGCAACGCCCUCGUUACCUCCCCCGUCAAGUUCCGAGUCCGUGCCGCAAACUUCCGCUCCGCAGAAAGUCUCCGUUGCGUCCGAUCUAUCCAAAGACUCGCCUCGGUGGCCCGUGUCACCUCGGUUGAAAUCACCGCCGCCUAAUAUCGGCCGACCAGCGGUGGCCGGUUCAUCGUUGCGAAAACCCGAGCAAGAAAUACCCGCCGUAAAUGUUCAGCGAGCAACGCCUUCGCCUCACGUGGAAUCUGCUUCGCAGUCUACCUCCGACAACGAGGCGGAAGAGUCGCAAAUGUCGUCUGGUAUGAGGACCCCGGCUCGUGGACCAAGCAAUGGAUCCUCGACCCUGGAGACGGUCCAGGAGGUUAGUCAACCCAAUACCCCGCGACCAGGACUAGAUGCCGCUAUUGAAAAGCUUGCUGAAACCGCCGCUGCGCAGUUAUCGGUGCAAUCCAAAAGUUCUACGAGCACGAUUAAGAGGACAAACUCUAUUCACAAUGCGACGAAUAGCGAAAGUGGUAGCGAUGGCGGGAACGUUAAGAGCACGAGAAGGACAGGCGCUGCUGGUCCUACACCUUCACUUGCUAGCAGGCAGUCAAGUACGACCCUAAAAUAUGGCACGAAGGGACCAACUUCGGCCGAGAGUUCGUCGAGAAACAUGACGGUCGAGACGGAGCAAAUCAAUAACCUUCCAGGGCUUUCAAUAGCCCCGAAUACCAGGAACCAAGGAGCGAACGCGAGUUUGAGAACGAAAGCCAGCUCAGAAACGAUAAAACCGAAGAAGGAAAAGAAGAAGCACACGAGAAAGCCGGCAUCUGUUACUUCUGGCAAUGGUGAGCUAGCCACCACACUGACACUUAAACUUCGACAUAGUUGCUCGAUACCAUCCAUUUCAUCUCAUCAUUCAAGCAUAUACGGUCAAGGAUCGUAUGGAGAAGAUUCCAUCAUAACACAGCUAUCGAUCAACAGUUCAAAUUUUACCUCACAUAUGACCAAUUUACUAACCAGAGGACCCCGUCCAGCAUCCUCAAAAGCAGAUAUUUUCGAGGCCAAAGUCGCCAGCGCAGUGGAGGAAGCUAACUCUUCCGACUCGGACGAAACUUUCGUUUACGAUUCGAACCCGCCAGAUUUAUGCGACCGCCCUCACCGUUACCACUCGCGGACACCCAGUGCGACCUCUAUAGCCAGCCAAGUCAACCGGAACGGAGGACGCUCUGUGACAGGCAUGGUAGAGACCAGCGCACCGACUAUGCCAAUAAAGAAGAACAUGAAGUUUGUUAAUAGUUACAUAAGUAGCGGAACCGACGGCCCUCUUGGAGAUGAUGACGGUCGGGGCACAAGCCGGAGUAAUAUUGGUUCUGCACGAGGCACAGGCCGCCAUCAUCACCAUCCUAACCGUUGGGGUCGAAAUAACAGUAGUAAUCACCUCUCGCUGUUCGAUAACGAAUCUCCCUUCCCCAAUGCAGCUAAGUCGAAGUUCGGUGGAAAUAAUUCAAAGCAGGGCUCUAAUCCCUCAAGCCCUAGAUUCGGUACCGGUCGAGGUUGGGCAGCUACUAGUAAACGGCAAAUGGGACUCCCAGGCGGCUAUGAUAUCGACGACACCACCACCGGCGCUGAUGACGAAAGGACACCUCUUCUCAACGGUGGGGCCAGGUCUAUUAGAUCUAAUCGAAGUCGUCGUCACCCGUACCCGAGAAAUCUCGAAGCGCAGACGUAUCAGCGAAACCCUUCAUUCCUCAACCGAUUUGCGAGUUGUCUAGUCCUUACUAUAAUGCUAUUAGUAGUUCUCUCUGGGGCACUCGGUUUCAUGUUUGCGACAUCCCAGCCGCUCACAGAUAUUGAACUUGUCAAGAUUGGAAAUGUCCUAGCCAGCGAACAGGAGUUGAUGAUGGACGUUACUGUCAAAGCGCACAACCCGAACGUCGUUGUCGUAAUGAUCGACACGUCCGACCUUGAGAUAUUCGCAAAGUCGCCACAUGCUGGUACGGACUCGGAAUGGUGGCGCCAUCCUGGCCCAGACGAGCUUGGUACUCUAGACGACCCCAAGGACGACCCGCCAGUCGUCAAACUACCCGGUGAGGGCGAGGGUGAUAAUGACGGCAAACCGCCUUCUGAAGAUACAUCACCGAAUAUGCGUCUUGGAAAUAUUGUUGUCUUCGACAGUCCGUUGACUUAUGAAGGGUCAUUUUUCCAAUCUGGCAUUUCUACUUCCACGGGAUCUUUACGGCUCACUCGACCUGGCAACGGUACCGACGGCGGCUCGGAGCGGUGGGAACGCAUUAUCGCGGACGAGUUCACUCUAAUCGUCAAAGGAGUUCUGAAGUAUACAUUGCCCCUUAGCCAGAGGACUAGAAAUGUGGCCAUCUCUGGCAAAACAGUUGUCAAGCCAAAUUCGGCGAAUAAUCCAUCCUUACGACCUAACGAAACUGUGUCCGCAAUAGAAUAA